Penicillium angulare is the source of this 1641-nucleotide messenger RNA. Its product is annotated as 3-oxoacid CoA-transferase. Bases 1 to 1641 code for a protein of 546 amino acids. Gene Ontology annotation, molecular function: succinyl-CoA:3-oxo-acid CoA-transferase activity. NCBI's taxonomy places the organism in Eukaryota, Fungi, Ascomycota, Eurotiomycetes, Eurotiales, Aspergillaceae. Gene Ontology annotation, biological process: ketone body catabolic process. The transcript has 9 exons. The record is from RefSeq and is a predicted model, not a curated record.
AUGGCGAGUGUGAGAGUAACAGCAGCAUUUCUGUCGCGUAAAGCGAUCACCGCGUGCCGGCCGCAUGUUUAUCUGGGAGUUCGCUGCACCAACGCGCGGCCACUCCUCUCAACAAAGCAGAGCACUUAUUACUCAACAAGUGCUCCAAAAUUCUCUGCGCUUGCCCCGAAGAUUGAACGCGGUGGAUCUAAGUUGUUUAAGGAUGCCGACGCCGCGGUCGCAGAUCUCAAGAGUGGCUCUACUAUCUUGAGUUCCGGCUUCGGUCUUUGCGGGGUUGCUGAAACAAUCAUCAAUGCCAUGCAUCGCCGUGGUGCUGAUCAAUUGCACUCCCUCACGGCGGUCUCGAAUAAUGCCGGUGCCGCUGGCAAGGGCGGGCUCUCAACGCUGUCACAGAACGGGCAGUUGGAUCGGCUGAUUCUGUCAUACUUGGGCAAUAACAAGGCGCUGGAGAAGAAGUAUCUAUCGGGAAAUAUUGCUAUUGAGCUAUGUCCCCAGGGUACAUUGGCCGAGCGUCUCCGUGCUGGUGGCGCGGGCAUCCCGGCAUUCUUCACGCCGACUGGAGUUCAUACUUUUAUUCAAGAAGGGAAGAUCCCUGUUCGUAUGGAUGAGUCUGGGAAGGUUCUGGAGUCAGGCAAACCACGCGAGACUCGCGAAUUCAAUGGCAAGACAUAUUUGAUGGAAACAGCUUUGACGGGUGAUGUCGCUAUUCUGCGAGCUUGGAAAGCAGACGAAGCCGGUAACUGUGUCUUCAGAUACACAACCAAGGCAUUCGGCCCGAUCAUGGCAAAGGCUGCUACACUUACUAUUGUGGAAGCUGAGAACAUUGUCCCACUUGGGUCUAUUGAUCCCAACGACGUCGAUCUCCCUGGUAUUUUCGUCGACCGUAUCGUGCCUGCAACAGAUGAGAAACAUGUCGAGAUUAAAAAAUUGCGAGAGAGCGAGACAGACGACGUGAAUGGCACAACCAAGAACGAUGCUCAGGUUCAAAGGGAGCGUAUUGGCCGCAGGGCAGCCAAGGAGCUUAAACAAGGAUAUUAUGUGAACCUCGGUGUUGGUAUCCCAACACUUGCUCCAUCAUUCCUGCCCAAGGAGGUGAAGGUGUGGAUUCAAUCGGAAAAUGGAAUUUUGGGAAUGGGACCAUACCCCACCGAGGAUGAAGUUGAUCCUGAUAUCAUCAAUGCCGGCAAAGAAACAGUCACAUUGGUUCCCGGUGCUGCGACCUUCGAUAGCACAGAAUCAUUCGGUAUGAUCCGUGGUGGCCAUGUGGAUGUUUCAAUCCUUGGGGCCCUCCAAGUUAGUGCCAAUGGUGAUUUGGCCAACUACAUGAUUCCCGGAAAGGUUUUCAAGGGCAUGGGAGGUGCCAUGGAUCUCAUCUCCAACCCAGACAAAACUAAGAUCGUGGUGGCAACCAGCCACGUCGCGAAGGACGGAUCUCCUAAGAUUGUCCAGAGCUGCAGUCUCCCUCUGACUGGUGCUAAUGUCGUGAGCACCAUUAUAACUGACCUGUGUGUCUUCCAGGUCAACCGUGCCACGGGGGAGCUCACACUUACCGAGCUGGCUCCAGGUGUUGAGGUCGAAGAGGUGCAGAGCAAGACUGAUGCUAAGUUUGCUAUCGCGAGUGAACUAGGAAUCAUGGAUUAA